This is a messenger RNA of Podospora pseudopauciseta, 1172 nucleotides long. RefSeq names its product GTPase-activating protein S13 (gene SEC13). Gene Ontology annotation, cellular component: COPII vesicle coat; nuclear pore outer ring. Gene Ontology annotation, biological process: positive regulation of TOR signaling; COPII-coated vesicle budding; protein import into nucleus. The coding region runs from base 183 to 1097 and encodes 304 amino acids. Gene Ontology annotation, molecular function: structural molecule activity; protein binding. The record is from RefSeq and is a predicted model, not a curated record. The transcript is spliced from 4 exons. NCBI's taxonomy places the organism in Eukaryota, Fungi, Ascomycota, Sordariomycetes, Sordariales, Podosporaceae.
GGUAAGUUCGAGCAUUACGCUAUACGCAGGGCACCAGCUCCUGGGCCUCCAGCGACCGACCUGUCCUCUCGAUCCCAUCUGCGACCCCAAAACAACCACAACACCUCCCGCAUUCCUCUCAUUUAAACAAUACCUGAUUGGAGAACAAUAAAUACCCCGACAAACAAUAAUAAACCUACAAAAUGACAGCGGGCGCCCAACUUAUCACCAACACCGGUCACGAUGACAUGAUCCACGAUGCAGUCCUGGAUUACUACGGCCGGAGGUUAGCGACCUGCUCGUCGGAUCGCACCAUCAAGAUCUUCGAGAUUGAGGGCGAGUCACAGCGGUUGAUCGAGACACUCAAGGGGCACGAGGGCGCAGUGUGGUGCGUGUCCUGGGCGCAUCCCAAGUACGGCAACAUCCUCGCGAGCGCGGGCUACGACGGCAAGGUGCUCAUCUGGCGUGAGCAAAACGGCUCGUGGCAGCGCAUCUUCGACUUUGCCCUCCACAAGGCCAGCGUGAACAUUGUGUCUUGGUCCCCCCACGAGGCCGGCUGCCUCCUCGCAUGCGCUUCCUCCGAUGGCAACGUCAGCGUUCUCGAAUUCAAGGACAACAGCUGGGAGCACAGCAGCUUCCACGCGCACGGUCUGGGUGUCAACUCGGUUUCUUGGGCGCCUGCCAUCACACCCGGCAGCAUCGUCAGCAGCAACCCCGGCCCAGGGUCGGCCGGCAACAGACGCUUUGUAACUGGCGGUUCCGACAACCAGCUCAUGAUCUGGGCGUACGACCCGGCUACGAACAGCUAUAAGCAAGAGAGGGAGCCCUUGGUGGGUCAUACCGAUUGGGUCAGGGAUGUGGCAUGGAGCCCAACGGUGCUUCAGAAGAGCUAUAUUGCCUCUGCGUCACAGGACAGGACAGUGCGGAUCUGGAUGAGUGACUCUGCCAGCCCCGGGCAGUGGAAUGUCAAGGUCCUGAACUUUGAUGCUGCUGUCUGGCGCGUGAGCUGGUCCCUGAGCGGGAACGUUCUUGCGGCCAGCGGGGCGGAUAACAAGGUUACCUUGUGGAAGGAGAACCUUAAGGGCGAGUGGGAGUGCGUCAAGACCAUUGAGGAGUAAUUUUGCGUGAGAUGUAAUGAUUAUGGCGGGCGUUGUGGUGCGUGGUUUAGAAAUAUUAUUAUUUACUGGCAGUGC